Penicillium maclennaniae is the source of this 651-nucleotide messenger RNA. RefSeq names its product putative SNF7 family protein (Cta1). Lineage: Eukaryota; Fungi; Ascomycota; Eurotiomycetes; Eurotiales; Aspergillaceae. Gene Ontology annotation, cellular component: multivesicular body. Gene Ontology annotation, biological process: late endosome to vacuole transport via multivesicular body sorting pathway; vesicle budding from membrane. The transcript has 2 exons. The record is from RefSeq and is a predicted model, not a curated record. Bases 1 to 651 code for a protein of 216 amino acids.
AUGAAUCGUCUAUUCGGCACAAAAAGUGCGGCUCCCAAGCCGACUCUAGAUGGAGCAAUUACUAAGGUCGACGACCGCAUUUCCAGCAUCGACGUCAAGCUCGCCGCGCUCAACUCCGAACUCUCAACAUACCAAGCCAAGCUCGCCAAGAUGCGAGAUGGACCGGGCAAGAACGCUCUGCGCCAGAAAGCCCUCAAGGUCCUCCAACGCCGGAAACAAUACGAGAGCCAGCGCGACCAGCUCUCGCAGCAGUCAUGGAACAUGGAGCAGGCAGGCAUGAUGCAGGAUAACCUGAAGAACGUGAUGACUACGGUGGACGCAAUGAAGACGACGACGAAAGAGCUGAAGAAGCAGUAUGGUAAGGUCGACAUCGACAAGAUCGAGCAGAUGCAGGACGAGAUGGCCGAUUUGAUGGAAGUUGGGAAUGAGAUCCAGGAGAGUAUCUCGCGGGCGUAUGAUGUGCCCGAGGAGGUUGAUGAGGCGGAUCUGGAUGCGGAAUUGGAAGCCUUAGGCGAAGAAUCGAUGUUUGAGACGGGAAUGGGAGAGGACGCUGUUCCAAGUUUCUUGCAGGAUGAGGUUGCGCCUCCGCAGUUUAUUGAUGAGCCGCCAGAGCAUCAGCAGGUGAAGGAGGCUGCUGGUGGGCUCGGUUAA